Messenger RNA from Triticum aestivum (bread wheat), 958 nucleotides. RefSeq names its product PRA1 family protein F3. Gene Ontology annotation, cellular component: endoplasmic reticulum; Golgi apparatus. The record is from RefSeq and is a predicted model, not a curated record. Lineage: Eukaryota; Viridiplantae; Streptophyta; Magnoliopsida; Poales; Poaceae. The transcript has a single exon. The coding region runs from base 130 to 705 and encodes 191 amino acids. Gene Ontology annotation, biological process: vesicle-mediated transport.
CCCAUUUAUUGCAUAGGACCUGCCGGGUUGCAGACUCCCACAUCUACACGUCGAGUUCAGUCCGCCCCACCCCAACACGUUUUCCUCCUACCGUCGCCGGCCACCGGCCAUCUCCACCUCCAGCCAGCCAUGUCGAAGUACGGAACCAUCCCCAUCUCCUCCUCCUCCUCCGAUGCCCCGCCUCCCGGCUCCUCUCCGCUCGACUUCAUCUCCCGGGCCAAGGCCCGCGGCGCGUCGGCACUCGCGACGCGCCAACCCUGGCGUGAGCUGGCCGACCCAAAGGCCCUCGCUGUGCCCCGGGGGCUAGGGGACGCCUACCUCCGCGCCCGCGCCAACCUCGCGCAUUUCUCCAUGAACUACGCCAUCGUGGUCCUCGGCGUCGUCUUCCUCUCCCUGCUCUGGCACCCCUUUUCCCUCAUCGUCUUCCUCGCCUGCAUGGUCGCCUGGGUCUUCCUCUACUUCCUCCGCGACGUCCCGCUCGCUCUCUUCGGCCACACCAUCGGUGACGGCGUCGUGCUCGCCGUCCUCUCGGCCCUCACGCUCAUCCUGCUCCUGCUCACCGGAGCCACCGGCAACAUCCUCACCUCGCUGCUCGUCGGGCUGGUGCUCGUCCUGCUGCACGCCUUGCUGCAUCGCCCCGCGGACAGCAUCGACGAGGAGGCCGGACGGUGGUACACACCCGUCACACCGCCGCAGCCGUACUAGUCUUUUAAUUCUGAGCUGCUCCUUGUAAUCUCGUUGGUUCUUGGUCUGUGAAUUUUGUUCCGUGGAUCGCAGCACUCGUUAAUUAUUUUGUUGAGUCGUAUCCGUGUGAAAUAAGUGUUCUUGUUCCAUUUUUAUCUUUUUGAACAUCGAUGAGACGAUGAACUAUGGGAUUAUUGGGAACAGGUGACCAAUUUGAAGUCAACUUCCGCUCAAUUGUAUGUUUCUUGUAUAAUAAUGGAUUAAUGGUUGCUUA